This is a messenger RNA of Vicia faba (fava bean), 1248 nucleotides long. NCBI's taxonomy places the organism in Eukaryota, Viridiplantae, Streptophyta, Magnoliopsida, Fabales, Fabaceae. The record is from the annotation of a GenBank genome assembly.
AUGGUGAAAAAAACACCUACUAAUUUUGUCUCAUCUCCUAAUUCUCUUUUAACCAUAAUAGCCACAAUUUUAUAUCUUAUACCAUCACAAUUCCACUCAUUAACUCUCAAAGAUGAUAUUAAUUCUCUUCGUGAAAUAGCACAUGCCAUUGAUCCUAAUUCAAUUGCUCCAUAUUCUUAUAUUCGCAGUUGGGACUUCAAAGUUGACCCGUGUGAAAGCAAGGGUCCUCAAUUUCUUGGAAUAUUAUGUGAUUUGCCUUUAGAUAACUCCUCUAGUAGAAUAACAGCAAUUGAUCUUGAUGGAAUUGGUUAUGAAGGAUUCUUAACACCAGCUAUUGGAAACUUAACAGAGUUAACAAUAUUAAAUCUAAACAAUAACAAGUUUAGAGGACCAAUACCAGAAACCAUUAGAAAAUUGAGAAAACUCACUAGACUCUCGUUAUCCAAUAACUUUUUCACUGGUGCCAUUCCACGAGAAAUCGGUGAACUUAAGAAACUUCAAUAUAUUGACCUUUCAAUGAAUAGGUUUUCAGGCACAAUCCCUUAUGAUAUGACAAGUUUGAGAAGCUUAACAUACUUGAGUUUAUCUAACAAUAAUUUUUCAGGUAGAAUCCGAAAUCUCACUGGGUUAUGGCAAUUGAACACAUUAGACAUUAGUUUCAAUCAAUUUUUUGGUGAUCUACCAAAUCUUCCAGUGAGUUUAAGAAACAUUUAUUUCAGCCAUAAUAUAUUUUCAGGACCCUUGACACCUCUAAAGGAUCUCAUACACGUUAGAUGGUUAGAUAUAAGUGACAAUAGACUUUCAGGUGCUAUACAAAGAGACAUUUUCUCCUUAAGACAAGUUAUUCACCUUAAUGUUUCUUUUAACAGAUUCGCAUCAAUGGAUGUUAUUAAUUAUUCUGGACAAGGGCCACAACUUCACUUACUUGAGGCACAAGGAAACAAUUUGAGGGGUAAUUUGCCUAUAAAUUUGGUGAGCUUCACAAACUUGACUACUAUAAAUUUAUCAAACAAUCAAUUUCAUGGUAUUAUUCCAAAAGAAUAUGGACAAAAACUAAGCACACUCUGGAGACAAUUAUACUUGGAUCACAACUUUCUUACAGGAAAACUUCCAUUAGAGUUUACUCACACAUUAAAAAAUGUUAAAGUAAGUCUUGGAAACAACUGUCUCAACUGCCCAACAAAUGUUGUUCUCUGUCGUGGAGGACAAAGACCAGGAACAGAGUGUUCUGGCCAACACAACAUAUGA